This is a messenger RNA of Astyanax mexicanus (Mexican tetra), 3393 nucleotides long. RefSeq names its product serine/threonine-protein phosphatase 2A 55 kDa regulatory subunit B beta isoform. The record is from RefSeq and is a predicted model, not a curated record. The coding region runs from base 380 to 1711 and encodes 443 amino acids. The transcript is spliced from 9 exons. Gene Ontology annotation, cellular component: protein phosphatase type 2A complex; cytosol. Gene Ontology annotation, molecular function: protein phosphatase regulator activity; protein binding. Gene Ontology annotation, biological process: peptidyl-serine dephosphorylation. NCBI's taxonomy places the organism in Eukaryota, Metazoa, Chordata, Actinopteri, Characiformes, Acestrorhamphidae.
CCACUCUCAUUCGUUUCACACCGCGAGAGAGGAGGACAGCACGGCUGCGCAUCUUUCUAUCCCUCUAUCCGUCUGUCUGUCGGGCUCGGUGCUGAAGGAAAGCGCAUUGCUGUAGGUGGUCUACUGGUGGUCCGUUUUUUUCCUCAGCUGCUCGCUCCGGGGCGCAUCUCUGAUUACAGGCGGUCGAUGAGGACGGACACGAGCCUCCGGACAAACAGCGGCAGCAGAAGCAGAAGCAGCAGAUCGUUCACUUCUAGCGCACGAGCUACCGGCGUGCUGACACGCAGCGCCAUGGAGCCGCCCACCGCCUGCUGAUGCUGGAGGAGCACGAUGGGUUCUUGCAUGUCCACCUUAAGUCACCGAUCUAACGGGAUCAUAAAUGGAGGAGGAGAUUGACAACCGCAAAAUCAACAACAGCUUCCUUCGGGACCACAACUAUGCAACCGAAGCCGACAUCAUCUCUACGGUUGAGUUCAACUCAACAGGGGAGCUCCUGGCCACUGGAGACAAGGGAGGACGAGUGGUGGUUUUCCAGAGGGAACAGGAGAGUAAGAACCAGCCUCAUAGAAGAGGGGAGUAUAACGUUUACAGCACGUUCCAGAGCCACGAGCCCGAGUUCGACUACCUGAAGAGUUUGGAAAUUGAGGAGAAAAUCAACAAGAUCCGAUGGCUGCCCCAGCAAAAUGCAGCCUACUUCCUGCUGUCCACCAAUGAUAAAACUGUGAAGCUAUGGAAGAUCAGUGAGCGAGAUAAAAGACCAGAAGGCUACAAUUUGAAGGACGAAGAUGGAAGGAUUCGAGACCCUUCCACCAUCACCUCACUACGGGUACCAGUGCUGCGGCCCAUGGACCUCAUGGUGGAGGCCACACCCAGAAGAGUGUUCUCCAAUGGUCACACGUACCACAUCAACUCCAUCUCUGUUAACAGUGACUAUGAGACCUACAUGUCCACGGAUGACCUGAGGAUCAACCUCUGGCACCUGGAGAUCACCAACAGGAGCUUCAAUAUUGUGGACAUUAAGCCAACCAAUAUGGAGGAGCUGACGGAGGUGAUAACAGCGGCAGAGUUCCAUCCUCACCAGUGCAACACGUUCGUCUACAGCAGCAGUAAAGGAUCCAUUCGGCUGUGUGAUAUGAGAUCCGCUGCACUCUGUGACAACCACUCCAAAUUCUUUGAAGAACCAGAAGAUCCGAGCAAUCGCUCCUUCUUCUCAGAAAUCAUCUCUUCCAUCUCAGACGUCAAGUUUAGCCACAGCGGGCGGUACCUGAUGACGAGGGAUUACCUGACGGUAAAAGUGUGGGACCUCAAUAUGGAGAGUAAACCUCUGGAGACCUAUCAGGUACACGACUAUCUGAGGAGCAAGCUCUGCUCGCUGUAUGAGAACGACUGCAUAUUUGACAAGUUCGAAUGUGUGUGGAAUGGAUCAGACAGCGUGAUAAUGACUGGCUCCUACAACAACUUCUUCCGGAUGUUCGACCGCAAUACAAAACGCGACGUGACCCUGGAGGCGUCGCGGGAGAACAGCAAGCCCAGGGCCAUCCUGAAGCCACGCAAGGUGUGCGUGGGCGGCAAGCGGCGCAAGGACGAGAUCAGCGUGGACAGCCUGGACUUCAGCAAGAAAAUUCUCCACACCACCUGGCACCCCUCGGAGAACAUCAUCGCUGUGGCGGCCACCAACAACCUCUACAUCUUCCAGGAUAAGGUCAACUAGCGCGGCUGCCUGGGGAGCCUCAUACACAAACAGAACAUAAAACACAAAUAUGAACACACCACACACAUUUACACAAAUUCCAGAGGCAUAGGCGGAGACUGGUGGCGCUGUGAGGGGUGCUGUAUGGCUGUAUGAAGUGUAUGGCCUAGCUGGAGCUGCAGCUGGAGCUGGAGGCACUGGGGAUAUGAGAUUGUGUAUUGAGAGCUAAAAGAGCUGAAAGAGUUGAAGGCUGUGAAUAUAAAAUGAAGUGGGAUUUUGAGAAUAAGGCCAGACUGCAGACUUAAAAAGCUUCUCUCUCUCCCACACACAUACACACACACUCUAACACACACACACACACACACACUCAGUGUAAUGCUGCCAGACGUGUGUGAAUAUAAAGCAGCGGCCUGCUCUCCUUUCCUACUUUUUUUUUUAAAGAAUCGCCUCUUGAUUCCCUUUAACGAGUAUUUUAUUUAUUAUAUUUAUUUCGUUCUUCACUCGAGGGAAAUGCCUGACGAUUUGAAACUGGAACACAAGGCAGCAGUGAAGCUGUGUGUGAUGGAAAACAACAAAAAAACCUGUAAUGUAAACUGCAGCCAUGUGAGGCGGCCUAUUGCCGUUUCCCUGUUGCCUCUUUAGUCAAUGCCCUGGCACAUGAAACAGAGGGUGCCAUUCUAAUGAACUUGAUGGAUGUUCCAUUCCCUCCGACAGAAAGGACGUGGCACCCUUCACAUUAUGCCCUUUAGCCACUGCAGGGCUGUCAAUGACACGUGGAGCAGCAGCAGCGGACUAUGGAUGCGUCCGAUGCCGUCCACUGUCGUCCACACUGUUCCUUCUUUGCUACCUGAUUGGUCGGUUCUUGGAGUGACUGCUGACAUGCCGUGUUAUUUCAUGUCGCUGUUUUAUUCGUCCUUCUAAUUUCAGUUCUAAUGUUCCAGUUAAUACGCUGUGGUGCCUUCUUUUUGGUAUGUGGGCUCGAGAGUGGGUCGGGAGGGGAUUGGUGGGGCGCUGUUUUUUGGGUGGGGUGGAUAUAUUGGUUCGUGGAGUGUGACUGUUUUUGAAGAACUGUGGACUGAAUAGCUUUGUGUAACAAAAAAAAUGCUGAAAAAGCUAAACAAUGAAUGAAACAAUGAAUGAUUCGAAGUGCGCAGCCAGUUGCAAGUUGUUGCUGGCUGUGAAUGCUCACGAUUAAUGAAGUGUAUACCCCCCCUGGAUUUGACUUCCUUCAAUGCAGUGUUGGGCGAAAGCUGUACUUGCACUCCUUGUAACAAAAAAUCACUGUAAUUAUUAAGAAUGUCUUGCUCUGCAGGGUGCGAACAAAGUCUGCAACACGAGAUACCCUCGCCACUCGCUGGAGAGAUGCUCCACAGUCGUGCAUUUGUCAGAGACACUUAAUGCAACAUUGUCCAACUUCGAGUAUGUUCCAUGACCUGGAACUGGGAGAGAAAGAGCGGAAGAUCUUGAUGUAGCCUAACUAGACAUGAAGGUUCUGUGAUAUCAGGGAAUUUUAGGUACAAGUCCUUUAGAAAAAAAAAAAUACAAAUGUAAUGUCUUCUAAAACAACUUCAGUUGUGAACUUCUUAAUGAAAACAAAGUUUUAUAGCUGAGAAUGUAUUUAAAUGCAAUUCAUUGACAUGCAGUCUUUAUGCUUAAUGGAAUUCGUUGAAAUAAAAAAUGAAAAGAUGUGCAAGUUACAAACA